Molecule: messenger RNA, 3034 nt
Organism: Linum trigynum
Lineage: Eukaryota; Viridiplantae; Streptophyta; Magnoliopsida; Malpighiales; Linaceae
Source: the annotation of a GenBank genome assembly
CCCAAAGAUUGGAUUGGAUUGUUUACUAUCCGGUCCCGGUCCAGUCUCGGUCCGGGUUAUACGGUCCGGUUUCCGGUUUUUAAUUCGGUCCCGGUCCAAAUAGCCACCCCUAGGGUUUUCAACACACUAAAUCUGUUGUUACCAAGUCCAACGAUAAGGAACCCAUCACAAUGGGGCGAGCCCGGAUGCUACAUAAAUACCUAUUCCCUUCCCGUAUCUAGUGCGUGUCAAGUUAACUAUAUGUACAAUUAUGAAUCGAGGCAGGACCAUCAAUUUUUAUAUUUAAUUUACUAUUUUUUAUCCAUAAAACGAUAAAAAUAUAUUUCAUAUAUAGAAAUAGAUUAAUUGUGUCCAUGGAAACUAGAUAUCCAUACCCCUCUAGUACCAAGUGUAGGUCAGGUCUGAGAAUUUCUAUGAAAGUACGUAUUGGGACAGAUAAACCUAUUCAUAUAUUUUAUUAGAAGAAAAUAUUUAGUUAUAACGAUAAACCAUAGAGAAGUAAUCCAUCAAUGAGAUAGAGAUAAUAAGUAGAUUAGUUUUAUCCAAUUAAUUGUAAGAUGAAAUCUUUCACUUGUCUAGAGUAAACUGGAUAAAAUAUGAUUUAAAAUAGACGAAACAUAACAAAAAUAGAAAUUGAGACAAAUAAGGUAGAGAGAUAGUGAGAGAUGAGAGAGAGAACGCAAGGUAAGAGAUAGUGAACAGCCUCCCCCCUCAAUUUGUUCGCAAGGCUUGGAGCGCUUCUAAGAGGGUUAGCGUAUAGGGUUUGGGUAGAUCUUGCAAGGGUUUGUCUUCUGUGUGCAGGUACCAGGCAUCAGUCAUUGGCAGCAGCAGGUGCUCGAAAAAAGAGUGCUUUCGUCAAACGCGAAUGAGACCAAAGAUCGUAUCAAUCAGAAAGAGAGGUACAAGCUACACUUCUUUGUACAGAUUGGAAGCGAAAGAAGGAAGAAGAAGAAGAAGAUGGUUCGUUGUAAUAAUGAAUCUCAAAUCAUUUGGCUCCAAGGGGUUCUCCAAACGACUGCAAUGAGAGAUUGGCGAUUCCAUGUCGGAUGUGUCAAGUAGAAUGGCGAACGGGUGCCACACGUUGGCAGGACUACGAACCGGAGUGGCUCUUUUUUGCAUAUCUCUGAAAAAGGUCCAAAGUGGGAAGGUCUUCAAGAUCAUUGUCACAUGCCACGAUGGUAGAGAUGGUUGGCACGUUCAACUGCCCUGUUGCAGGAGUUUUACAGGUUGGAAAACCAGCUCUGAUCCGCUCGUUUUUAGAUGCCGCACAGAAUCAGACGCUACCCUCCGCUCCUAUCCUUGAUUCACCAUCCAUGGCAACUCGGUCCUAUGUUGACGUUGUUAAAGGUGGAGGAUUCUAUGGCGCUAGAAGAUGCGACAUCAAAACCGGCAGCCAUGGGCAAUUUAUUGAAGUUGUGCUGGAGGGGAUUUCAGAGAAGUAAAAUCUCUUAGGAAGAAGCUUGGUGGUUAAGUUCACUGACACGCUACGACACAACACCUAACAAUGGCCAAGUGUAACCAAUGGAAGGGACUGCAGUAUAGUGGUGCAAGUAAUAAAUAUCGAAUCCUCGGGUCUCUAGAUGUACUAUUACUCAGCUUCAGUUCAUUAUCUAGCAAAUCAGAUUAAGGAUUGAUUAACUAAACUACUCUACUAACUAAACUAAGCAAAACUACUAAUUACAGUUUGGGAACUCGCUUAGGUAUGAUUCCCCCUAACUCCUCAAUUAGGUCCAAGUUGUAAUUCCUUUAGGUUGUUUUACUGUUGAUUAAACUGCGGAAGAUCCUAAAUUAGCUUGGAAUCUCUUAAGCUGACCAAGCCCUCUUAGACAGAAUACACGGCAGGCGACUAGCCUUUACCGGGAUAGACUGUUAAGGCGAUUCACACAGAUAUCCACUAUUGGAAUGAAUUCCAGUACAAAGCAGUGAAUUGACUGACUCUCGCACAACCAAUUCACUACUAUCAAUCAAUGAAGCUCUCUUAACCUAAUCAGAUUCUAUCUAUCAAAGGUUAAAGCAGAAAUCAAGAGAAUUUGAUCAGGAUUCAAUUGACUCAAUAAAUCAUGCCUCCAUCGAUUCUAAUCACACAAUAUAGCAUCCAAAACUUCAUACAAGCAAGAUCCCUAACACAUGGAACUAGGGUUCUUCAUACCCAAGUGAGAGAGAUUUCUACUCCAUAGAGAGAGAGAGAGAGAGAGGGAUACAGAAUACAAAGCAGUCAUACUCAUAACAAUGGGAAGAAUCUGUCUGGGAUGAUGAUCUUCACUCCAAGGAUGAUUUCCAAGCUUGAUUGAUGAAACCCAGCUCUAAAACCACUCUUAGCGGGUGUUUUUCACACUUUCUCUCUCUAGGGCUCUGUUUUUGCUCCAAAAAGUCAAUUUUUCUCUCCUUUAGCCCAGAAAUUCCCGACCACACGGCCAGGCCACACAGCCGUGUGGCUUUCCCAGGCUGCCCGUGUGAGUGUCAAAACGCGGAGUUUCGAUUAAGUGACUUCAGCCAUCCCACACGGCCACAACCACACGGCUGUGUGGAUUUCCAGGCUGCCCGUGUGAGUUCCCUGGAAUUCCCACACGGCCACAUGGGCUCCCUUACACGGCCAGUGUGACUUGCCCGUGCAAUUUGGUGUCACACGGCCAGGUCACACGGCCGUGUGGGUUUUACGCGUGCCCGUGUGGCUUCCCCAGCUUCUCGCCAAAUGUCCCAUCUUCGUCCAAUCGAUCCCGAACUGGUUCUCAAACCUUCCUUCACGUACUAGGACCUGAAAUAUCACAAACAAGAACAACCUAGCGUGAAAUCGGCCUAAAACAAGAGAGGUAAGACUCAAACGGUGUAAGAAUGGUGGACAAAAACAUGUGUAUAUAUCAAGUCAUCAUUCACCUCCUCCAACUUGGAGAUGUUCACGAAGAGUUAUGUGUCAGAAUUCAAGCAUUGGGGACAAAAGAACUGGGUCAUUGAUGACAGUUUUGGAUUUGAAGAGUUGGGAGAUGGAAGAUGGCUCCUUGUUUGCCCAAGUUUACAAGAAACCUUGCGUAUUAAU